This is a messenger RNA of Aspergillus saccharolyticus JOP 1030-1, 2501 nucleotides long. Its product is annotated as ribosome biogenesis GTPase LSG1. Gene Ontology annotation, cellular component: cytosol. The coding region runs from base 154 to 2199 and encodes 681 amino acids. Gene Ontology annotation, molecular function: GTPase activity; GTP binding. Lineage: Eukaryota; Fungi; Ascomycota; Eurotiomycetes; Eurotiales; Aspergillaceae. The transcript has a single exon. Gene Ontology annotation, biological process: ribosomal subunit export from nucleus. The record is from RefSeq and is a predicted model, not a curated record.
CCUCCCCCCCCGCCCUCUAUUCAAAACUUCUCUGUCUUUCCCUCCUCUUUUCUUCCCUCUCCUUGAAUACCCUUCCUUCUUCUUUCCCCCCCCUCUCCCCUUCUCUCUCUCUCUCUCUCUCUUGUACUGCUUCGCAGUCACAUAUUUGCCACCAUGGUGUUGGCCAAAUCCAAGAACGCCGUGGGGCUGGGCAACAGCCUCAUGAAGGACCGAUUCGGCAAAGGCAAAGCCUCCAACCAGAAGAAAGCCUCCCACAAUGCCGGGAUUGUCCGCAAGGACAUCAACGGCGAGACCUAUGUCACCAAUGCUGCACAGGAGGCCUCGUGGGUCAAGAUGCGCAGUAUCACCGAGCAGGCCGCGCUGGACGAGUUCCUGAGCACCGCCGAGCUGGCGGGCACCGACUUCACCGCCGAGAAGAUGAACAACGUCAAGAUCAUCCACGCCGACCAGAAGAACCCCUACCUGCUGUCGGCCUCCGAGGAGAAGUCCGCCAUCACCAAGCACCGUCAGAACCGCGGCCGGCUGACCGUGCCGCGCCGGCCCAAGUGGGACGCCUCCACCACCCGGAACCAGCUGGAGCAAUUGGAAAAGGAGAGCUUUUUGACCUGGCGGCGGGGGCUGGCGGAGCUGCAGGAGAACCAGGAUCUGCUGAUGACCCCCUUCGAGCGCAACCUGGAGGUCUGGCGCCAGCUGUGGCGAGUCAUCGAGCGGUCCGAUCUGGUCGUGCAGAUUGUCGAUGCCAGAAACCCCCUGCACUUCCGUUCCGAGGAUCUGGAGAGCUAUGUCAAGGAGCUCGACCCCAAGAAGCAGAAUUUGUUGUUGGUGAACAAGGCCGAUAUGUUGACGGAGAAACAGCGCGCCGCCUGGGCGGACUACUUCGAGCGCCAUAAUAUCACUUUCCGGUUCUUCUCGGCCCACUUGGCCAAGGAGCAGAACGAGGCCCGUCUCCUCGCGGAGGAGUCUGGAUCCGAGAGCGACAGCGAAGUGGAGGAGGAGGAACAGGAGUUGGCUAAAAACACCCAAGCCAUGAAAAUCCAGGACGGCGAGCAGCAGCAGGCGGAGGAGGAGGAGGAGCAUGAUGGCGGAUUGGAGCUGUCUGCCGCUGGCUCCGGCAGCAGCAGCAGCAACGACAAGCGGACAGAAAUUCUCAACGUCGACGAGCUGGAGGAACUCUUCCUUUCCAACACCCCCGACACCCUACCCGACAACAACUCCGCUGACGGCCCGAUCAAGAGGAAGACGACCAUCGGUCUGGUCGGAUACCCUAACGUGGGUAAAUCCAGUACGAUCAACGCGCUCCUGGGCGCCAAGAAGGUGUCCGUCUCCGCCACCCCCGGUAAGACCAAACACUUCCAGACUUUGUACCUGUCGCCGGAGAUCAUGCUCUGCGAUUGUCCCGGUCUGGUCUUCCCCAACUUCGCCACGACCAAGGCCGAUCUCGUGGUCAACGGUGUUCUGCCCAUUGACCAGCAGCGCGAGUUCACGGGCCCUGCCUCUCUCGUCGCCCAGCGCAUCCCCAAGCACUUCGUCGAGGCCGUGUACGGUGUCAAGAUCAACAUGCGCUCCGUUGAAGAGGGCGGCACGGGCACCCCGACUGGUAGUGAGCUGCUGCGCGCCUACGCGCGAGCCCGCGGCUUCUCCACGCAGGGUCUGGGUCAGCCCGACGAGUCUCGCGCCGCUCGUUACGUGUUGAAGGACUACGUUAACGGCAAGCUGCUUUUCUGCCACCCGCCCCCCGUCGAAGACGGCGCCGAGCCCAUCGACCCGGCCGAGUUCAACAAGGAGCUCUACGAUCUCGCCCAUCUCCCCGAGCGCCGGCAAGCCCAGCUCGCCAAGAUGAUGCAGGGCGAGGGCGGCAGCAACAUGGACCCCGAGACCCUGUCCCUCCUCGGCGUCACCGCCGCCAACAAACAACCCGUUCAGGGCUCCCUGGCCCGCAACCUGGACAGUGGCUUCUUCGGCCCCGGCGCCUCCUCCUCCCGCGGCCAGAUGAUGCUCCCCUUCAACUCGCAGUACACGGAGCAGGGCCAGCAGAUGCGCAAGCAGCUGACCGGCCGCAAGGAGCGCAUGAUGGUCGCCCUGGAGCGGGGACUGGAUGUGUCCGAGGUCCGCAGCGGCAACUCGAAGAAACAUUUCAAGGCGAACAAGAAGCGCGCCAAGAAGGUGCGCAAGAAUGGCGCCGCCGACGAUGACUAUUAGUGGUUACAUCUGUCUGCUCUUACUUUUGAUUUUUUUGAAAAAGCUCGCGGGCGAGUUGCGGACGGACGUGAUGAUGAUGUUGUGGUGGUGGAUCAUGACUGAGUGAUACAAAAAGCUUCUUCUCCCUAUUACUAACUACAUGUUUGUCUCUCUUGAGUUCCUUAUAUCCCGGCAUACCAUUGCAUCAUUGGUUCUUAUCUUUGUUCUUCUUCACAUAUGUUGUCACGGUAUAUGGGCUUCCUUUUGUGUUUUGUUUUUUUUUUUUUUUUUUCUUUUUUCCUUUCUCUUUCCUUGUCUUUUUU